Messenger RNA from Heterocephalus glaber (naked mole-rat), 2420 nucleotides. NCBI's taxonomy places the organism in Eukaryota, Metazoa, Chordata, Mammalia, Rodentia, Bathyergidae. The record is from RefSeq and is a predicted model, not a curated record.
GCUGUCUUGAUUGACAUGGAAGAAGGGGUAGUAAAUGAAAUUCUCCAGGGACCUCUGAGAGAUGUAUUUGAUAGCAAACAGCUCAUCACUGAUAUUUCGGGCUCAGGAAAUAAUUGGGCUGUGGGUCACAAAGUAUUUGGCAGUCUUUACCGAGAACAGAUUUUAGAGAAACUCAGAAAGUCUGCAGAACACUGUGAUUGCUUGCAGUGUUUCUUUAUAUUGCACUCCAUGGGAGGAGGAACAGGAUCUGGUCUUGGAACAUUUCUUUUAAAGGUGCUUGAAGAUGAAUUCCCAGAAGUAUACAGAUUUGUGACUUCAGUUUACCCUUCCAGUGAGGAUGAUGUCAUAACCUCCCCAUAUAAUAGCCUUUUGGCAGUGAAGGAACUUAAUGAGCAUGCGGACUGUGUGUUGCCCAUCGACAACCAACUCUGCACGGUUUGAAGGGUCUCUUAAUAUGGACCUUAAUGAAAUCAGUAUGAAUUUAGUUCCAUUUCCUCAACUUCAUUAUCUUGUGUCAAGCCUAACACCUUUAUAUACACUGGCAGAUGUUAACAUUCCUCCUCGGAGGUUGGAUCUGAUGUUUUCAGAUGCCUUUAGUAAAGAUCACCAGCUAAUUCAAGCAGACCCGAAACACAGUCUCUAUCUCGCCUGUGCCCUCAUGGUUCGAGGAAAUGUACAGAUUUCAGAUCUUCGCAGAAAUAUUGAAAGAUUAAAGCCUUCUCUGCAGUUUGUCUCCUGGAAUCAAGAAGGCUGGAAGACCAGCCUGUGUUCAGUACCUCCUGUGGGACACUCCCACUCAUUAUUAGCUUUGGCAAAUAACACAUGUGUGAAGCCUACUUUCAUUGAGCUGAGAGAGAGGUUCAUGAGGCUCUACAAGAAAAAGGCUCACCUCCACCACUAUCUACAAGUUGAAGGGAUGGAGGAAAGCUGUUUCACGGAAGCUGUGUCAUCAUUGUCAGCACUCAUCGAGGAGUACGACCAGCUGGAUGCCACAAAGAGCCUGCCUGUGGAGGAUGUACAGAGGCUAAGCAUAGCUGUGUGAGAAGGAAACCUAAAAACAUAACUGUCACUUUUCCUAACUUCAUGUUGUUUUUCAUCACCUGUUUCAGCUUGUUUGUGAUUCGGGAAAUACUUUGUCUAAAGAAGACUGUUUUCUACUUAAUCACAAUUUAUUUAUGAUACCAAUGUGUGAAAUUAGUGAAGCCCGUACUUCAGGCAAUUUGAGAACAUUGAGAGAAUGGAGUUCUUGAACAGACUGCUUUAUUUAGAAAUAAAUAAUUUAGACCUUUAUACACUGAUAAUAAAAAUCUUGUACAGAUAUAUUUUUAUAUUGAUAUUUAAUUUAUAUUUUGAUAUUCUGCUUAAAUUCUCCUGAUAUUUAAAAGUAGGUACUAGGCGUAGAAUAACACAAUAGUAAUAUUUCCAUGUAAUAGCCGCUAACUUUUCAGGGAUAGGUUUUAUUACAACUGUUAAGGAGAUUUUGUUUUUCUUGAGUAACAACUUUUAUACUCAGAAGAAUCACAGUUUAGACAUUUAACAUGUAUUUAUAUGAAAUUGUUUUAAAUAAUAGGCUUUUAAGCCAGCUGAUUUUAUAAUGUCCAUGUUUUUAAACAGUGCUACUUGUUAUUGUUGUGCACAUCACCAUUUUUAAGUGAGCAAAACAUUACAAAGCUUACACUCUCUUCCAGCUUUUGUGGUAAAUGGUUGUAAUAGUCUAGUGAAAUUGUUCCACUUACUGUAACCUCCAAUUUGAGUUAGCAUUAAUUUACUUUAAUAACAAUUUAGAUUUCCAAUAAAUAGGUUGAUUUAUCAUAUAAGGAAGUAAUUUUUAGGAACAAUUUUUUUUUCAAGCCAAAAUAAUCUGUUGUAUGCUUGCUUGCUUUCUUUUUCUUUUUUUUGUUUUUUCUGGUACCAGAAAUCGAACUCAAGCAAGACCUUGCUCUUGCCAGGCAGGCACAGCACCACUGAGCUACCUCCCCAGCCCUGUUGUUUGCUUUCUUUAGGAUUUGACUUUUAAGUGUUUUUCCUUUGCAAGGUAUUAGUUUUGUUCUUGGUCCUUAUCUUGGAAAUUUAGUUUUUUAAAGUAUUUGGUGUAAAAACUUUCAGAUUAUAUCUGUUAACAGUAGCCAGAAUAAUUCCAUUUUCUUUUCUCCCUAAAGAAAUCAUAACUAAUGUUUAGGAUUGGGCAAUGAAAACUAUAAGUACAUUUAUAGUGUAAUAUUAUUUCUAUUCAAGAAUUCAUCUGGACUCUUUUUAGCCCUGUAGUGAUUGUCCUCUGAUAGCCUAGGCUACAUUGCCAGGCACAGAUUAAAGCUUAAAAAUUUAGUAAGUGUUUUUAAACAUAUUGACAAAGUUUUCUCAGUUGUUUUGUAAAAUAAAAUAUUUUCCUGUAAAUAAUAAAACUUUUUCAUUGUAUUGAA